AUGGAUAGAAAUUGGAAAGAAACUUUAGUUGUGCUCAUCCCUAAAGUGUCUAAUCCGGUGCUGCCAACCAACUUCAGACCCAUUAGCCUAUGCAACUCAGUGUACAAGGUUGUGGCUAAGCUGAUUCUGAACAGACUCAUUCCAGUUGUUCCUAAACUCAUCUCUGAGGAGCAGGCAGCAUUUAUUAAGGCUGGAAGUGGCUUCCGACAAGGUUGUCCACUCUCUCCAAUUCUCUUCAUUCUUUGCUCUCAACUUCUCUCCAAUGCACUUUCUUUAUCUUCUGUUGGCAUUAAAAUCUACCCAAAAGGUCCUCUGAUUUCUCAUUUACUUUAUGCUGAUGAUGUGUUGAUCUACUCAGAAGCUAAUAGGAAAGAGGCUAAAGAGAUUAAAGAAAUUCUGGAUAAUUUCAGCAGGAUUGAUAUUGGAAACGGUAAAAAAAGAACCUCUACUUCUUGGAAAAUUAUCAAAGAUGGUGGAAAAGCUCUCAAUCCUAUCUUAAGAUGGAAUGUUAUUAAUGGCAAAUCUAUUAACACUAUGGAAGAUAAUUGGAUCUUAGAUAGGAGUAUUAAGAAAUGUCUUACAUUUGUUAUCCCCCAUAAUGAGGACAAUGUUAUGCUGGAUAAAUUUAUACAAGGAGGAAAUUGGAAUAUAGCAGAAUUGAAGAAGUUCUUUGGAGCUGAUUUGGUGGACUUGAUUCUACAAAUUACUAUCAAUGCAAAUCUUAUGGAAGAUGAGUAG
Molecule: messenger RNA, 738 nt
Organism: Dendrobium catenatum
Lineage: Eukaryota; Viridiplantae; Streptophyta; Magnoliopsida; Asparagales; Orchidaceae
Exons: 3
Coding region: 1-738 (245 amino acids)
Source: RefSeq, a predicted model, not a curated record